Plasmodium falciparum 3D7 is the source of this 480-nucleotide messenger RNA. Its product is annotated as divalent-cation tolerance protein CutA. Gene Ontology annotation, biological process: response to metal ion. The record is from RefSeq and is a predicted model, not a curated record. Lineage: Eukaryota; Apicomplexa; Aconoidasida; Haemosporida; Plasmodiidae.
AUGAGAGCAGAAAAAAGGUGUAAUAAAUUAAAAUCAUAUCCCUUUUUUUUAAAUCAUAUUAUACAUUUCAAUAAGUUAACUAAAAAUAAUUGUUUCAAUAAAUACAAAAAUAAAUCUCAACCAAAAUAUCAUAUUAAAAGUAACAUGGAAAAACACGAUUCUCCGUUCAUAGUAGUUUAUGUUACAACCCCAAGUAAGGAGGUAGCUGAAAAGAUAUCUUAUGUAUUAUUAGAAGAAAAAUUAGUAAGUUGUGUAAAUGUUAUCCCUGGAAUUCUUAGUUUGUAUCAUUGGAAAGGAGAAAUAGCUAAAGAUAACGAAGUAUUAAUGAUGAUAAAAACAAAAAAACAUCUUUUUGAUGAAAUAGUAAAAUUGGUAAAAUCCAAUCAUCCAUAUGAAAUACCAGAAGUUAUUGCUGUUCCAAUAGAAUAUGGAAGUAAAGAUUAUUUAGAUUGGGUAAACAAUUCAGUAAAGCAAAUAUAA